Pyricularia grisea is the source of this 516-nucleotide messenger RNA. RefSeq lists its product as uncharacterized. Lineage: Eukaryota; Fungi; Ascomycota; Sordariomycetes; Magnaporthales; Pyriculariaceae. The transcript has a single exon. The record is from RefSeq and is a predicted model, not a curated record. Gene Ontology annotation, molecular function: fatty acyl-CoA hydrolase activity. Bases 1 to 516 code for a protein of 171 amino acids.
AUGGCCUCAUCAACGACAGCAGCACAGCAGACCGCUACCCCCUGCCAAGACGGGGACAUGCUAGCUCAUGUGCGAGCACAUUGGGCCACCAUUCAACCAAACUCUCCCGUUUACGACUUCUUCUUCCCCUCGAUCAAGAUAAUUUCUGCAACCUCCGCCUCGGGCCGUGUGGUUGCCCAUCUACCGCUAGAGUCGCAGCACAUAAACAGCAAAAAGAUCCUGCACGGCUCCGUCUCGGCCACUCUUAUCGACUGGGCCGGCGGCAUGUCCAUCGCAGCCGCCAAGGAGCUCGAAAAGACGGGCGUCAGUGUUGACAUUCAUGUCAGCUACGUCGGCGCCGCCAAGGAAGGCGACGUACUUGAGAUCGAGAGCUGGGUCAGCAAAGUUGGCCGCAACUUGGCCUUUACGAGCGUCGAGAUACGAAAGGCCGUUUUGGAUACCGAUGGGACGCCCAAGUAUGGGGAAAAGGGACAGGUCGUGGCCACGGGAAGCCACACCAAGUAUCUCAAUGUUUGA